This is a messenger RNA of Plodia interpunctella (Indianmeal moth), 995 nucleotides long. It is a transcript of the gene Rpn12, whose product is annotated as Regulatory particle non-ATPase 12. The record is from RefSeq and is a predicted model, not a curated record. The coding region runs from base 101 to 907 and encodes 268 amino acids. Gene Ontology annotation, cellular component: cytosol; proteasome regulatory particle, lid subcomplex; nucleus. Gene Ontology annotation, biological process: proteasome-mediated ubiquitin-dependent protein catabolic process. NCBI's taxonomy places the organism in Eukaryota, Metazoa, Arthropoda, Insecta, Lepidoptera, Pyralidae. The transcript has 5 exons.
AAAUACUGUCAAUAAAGUCAAAUCCUCAUCUCUGAAAGAAAACUGUUCUUGGGUGAAAAUUUUGGUUUUGUUUGUUGUUUUUCGCGAAUAAAAUCACAUAAUGGCUUCAGUGAAAGAUGUUGCUAGUUUGUAUCAUAACCUCAAAACGGAAUGGGCAAAGAAACCCCCCAAAUUGGAUAAAUGCGGCGAAUUGUUAAACAAAAUAAAGGUUGGUCUUACUCAACUAACAUUUCUACCAAGCAACAACACAGCAGCAAACCAGAAAGAACUGAUUUUAGCCAGAGAUGUGCUGGAAAUAGGUGCACAAUGGGCAGUGGCUACUAAAGAUGUCAAAGCAUUUGAACGCUUUAUGUCUCAGUUGAAAUGCUACUAUUUUGAUUACAAGGACCAUUUACCAGAAUCAGCAUAUAUGUACCAGCUACUUGGCCUGAAUCUCCUAUUCCUGCUAUCCCAGAACAGGGUGGCUGAAUUCCACACUGAGUUGGAACGCUUAUCUGUGGAUGUUAUCAGAGCCGAUCCUUAUGUGCGACACCCUUUGGCUUUAGAGCAGUAUUUAAUGGAGGGCAGUUACAAUAAGAUAUUCCUGGCGAAGGGCAAUGUCCCAGCAGAAAGCUACACAUUCUUUAUGGACACCCUACUAGAUACAGUGAGAGGGGAGAUAGCUGCGUGUAUCGAGAAGGCCUACCUUUGUAUAUCUUGUGCUGAGGCAGCAAGACGCUUGAACUUGGCUUCACAGCAGGCUGUUCAUGAAUAUGGCAAGAAGCGUAAUUGGGUGCUGGGCGCGGAUGGCUGUUAUCACUUCAACGCGGCCGAGGAGACCUGCGCAGCCGCCGCCGGGACUCUGCCGUCCGCGGAGCUCGCAGAACAAACCAUAGAGUACGCUAGGCACCUCGAGAUGAUUGUCUAGAUUACUUUAAUUUUUAGGGUACCUACAUAAUGUGCAUUAAUAUUUCCAAGAGAAUUUGAUAUUAAAAAUAAACUAAAAAUUAGAAUUC